Fusarium sp. VM40 is the source of this 2103-nucleotide messenger RNA. Lineage: Eukaryota; Fungi; Ascomycota; Sordariomycetes; Hypocreales; Nectriaceae. The record is from the annotation of a GenBank genome assembly.
AUGUCCAAUAUGAAGAACGACAAGAAGGCCAAGAAGGGCGCUCCUCCCGCGAGUCGCAUCGCCGAUCAGCGAUUCGCCGACUUCGAGACUGAUCCUCGAUUUCGAUUGCCCUCCAAGAGGCAGACAAAGACUACGAUCGACAAGCGAUUCUCGCGCAUGCUUAACGAUGACGAAUUCACUGCUACUGCAAAGGUCGAUCGCUAUGGUCGCAAAGUAAAGUCCGACUCCAAGAAGAAGGCGCUCCAGAGACUGUAUCGCGAGGAAGGCGAUGAGGAGGAGGAGGAAGAGAAUGGGGCCGGAGAGCAAGACAUCGAGGUCGACGAUGACGAGGUUGUUCAGCGAGAACUGCGAAAAGCACAUGAGAAAUAUGACCCAGCUCGAGGCGGUGGUUUCUCUUCCUCAGAAGAUGAAUCUGAAUCCGAGGAGGAAGACUCAGAAUCGGAUGAAGAGGAGGGUGGUGCACAGGUCGAUACUGAGGGAGAUAUGCAGCGCUUCCAGGACGAGCAGAACGAGGCCGAGAGUGGAGACGUGACAAAACGAAUUGCGAUUGUCAACCUUGACUGGGACCAUGUCAAAUCCGCCGACCUUAUGGCUCUAUUCAGCAGCUUCCUUCCCGAUACUGGUGGAAAGAUUGACAAGAUUUCAGUAUACCCCAGCGAGUUCGGCAAGGAGCGCAUGCAGCAGGAGGAAGUAGAGGGGCCUCCCAAGGCACUAUUCAAGAGCUCCAAGAACGAUGACUCGGACGAUGAUUCCGAAGAUAGUGACGAAGACAGUGAUGAAGGAGACGAGCGCAUCAAGAAGGAUUUGAUCCAGGAGGGUGACGAUCAAGAUUUCGACAGCGAUGCACUAAGAUCAUACCAACUUGACCGUCUACGAUACUACUACGCCGUUAUGGUUUGCUCAAGCCCCGAAGUUGCCCAGAAGCUCUACGAGGCAGUCGAUGGACGAGAGUACCAGUCAUCUUCAAACUUCCUUGAUCUCCGAUUCGUCCCCGACGAUGUUACUUUCGACGACGAGCCGAGAGACGAGUGCGAAAAGGUCCCCGAAUCAUACAAGCCUGUCGAGUUUGUGACCAAUGCCCUACAGAGCUCCAAGGUCAAGCUCACUUGGGACAUGCACCCGGAGGAGUCAUCUCGAAAGGAAUCUAUCAACCGCGCUUUCAGUGGCAGUCGCAACCAGAUUGAAGAGAACGAUCUUCGUGCGUACCUAGCCAGCGAUAGCGACGAUGAUGAUGAUAUGGAAGAGGAUGUUGAAGAAGUCGCCGAAGAGAACGGAGAAGAUGGACCCAAGCUUUCCAAGAAGGAAUUAGCCCGUCGAAAGAUGAGAGCUGCUCUGGGUUUGUCUGAGGAACCUACCAAGUCUUCCAAGAAGGCCCCUGUCGGAGACAUGGAGAUCACAUUUACCCCUGCGCUUUCAGAGUCCGCACCCAAGAAGACUGCCGAAGAAGAGACAACAAUCGAGAAGUACAUCCGAAAGGAAAAGGAGCGAAAGGAGAAGAAGCGCGAAGCAGCACGAGCUAGACGCGCAGGUGUGGAUCCUGAAGCUGAAGCGGAGGAAGAGGAGGAGGAAGUGGAAGUUGAAGAGGCACCCGAGGGCGAGACUGAUGAUCUUGGUUUCGACGAUCCAUUCUUCACCGCCGCUGAACCUGCCGCAGCAUCCAAGGCAUCUAUCCGCAAGGCCGACCGCAUCAAGAAGCGAGAAGCCCGUGAAGCUGCUGAGGCCGAGGAUAAGGCACAGAAGAAACAGUUGGAGACUGUCAUGGCCGAUGUUAACCAAGACCAAGCCGAUCAUCUCGACCACUUCGACAUGAACGAGAUUCUGCGAGUCGAGAAAGCCAAUCGCAAGAAGGGCAAGGCCAAGAAGAAGGCCCUGGCCAAGGAGUCGCGCGGCGGCCUCCAGGAGGACUUUAACAUGGACGUUGGAGAUGACCGUUUCAAGGCCGUGUUUGAGAGCCACGAGUACGCUAUCGAUCCUUCUAAUCCUAAGUUCAAGGCUACCGAGGGUAUGCAGAAGCUGCUGGAGGAGGGCAGGAAGAAGCGAAGAGGUGGAGAUGAGGAGGUGGAGGAGCCUAGAACUAAGAAGGCCAAGAAGGGAAGAAAAUGA